AUGUCUAAAGUCAAAACACUGAGAGAUUUCAUCAACCAGAGACUUUCAGCAGCUGCAGAGGAGAUAUUUGAUCUGUUUGAAAGAACGAUAUUAGAGUACGAGGAGAAACUCCAACUACAGGAGGCUGUUUACAACCCCAACAGAGGAGCAGGUUUGUACUGUUUUAGAGUUUUUACACUUUAAUCCGAAGGAGAAUUAUCAUAGUGUGAGAUUAAACCCUGAGAAAACCUUACAGAAUGAGUUUUUCCUCAGUAAGAUAAAGCAAAAGCUCCACAGUAAAGAUUAAUGCUGCAGACAGAGAACAUCUACUGUCAGUGUCAGGGAUUUUAUUUUCUCUUCUGAGGUUCUUCUCACAGAAAUUUGUACCAGAGUCUGGGGGAAAAAACACAAUUUUGAUGGGCAUAAGAGAGACGGGAAAUAAUACAUGUCUGUUAUGUUGUUGUUUGGCCAUAUUUUUGUUUGUGUAUCAGUAGAGAUUGUUGUUUCUUAUAAUUUUCUCACCUGGUCAGUCAUUUUGUGGGCAUUGGUCAUCGUACGAAGGUGUGAAGCUCCGCUGUGUCACUUUCUCUCUCCUCCUCCUUGCCCUUUCAGAUUGUUUUUUGGUUUGAUACGACCUUACAGAUGGAAAAGCUAAAGAAAACUAGUAAAAGCAGCUGCUGUUUAACUGUAAACGUCAGAUUAGAUCUGGUACCUGUUUAUUUGUUUGAAGGGAUAUUAAUUUAGGGUCAAACACUCCGUAACACCCAGUUAGACACCCCCUCCAGAGAUGAAUGUUGCCGACCGCUUGCUUCUCUAGUUAUACCGACUUUAGUAACGACCGCAGGAUAGUAAUACAGAGAGCCACGCACUCAACCAAAACGCCACUCUAUCGCCACAAAUAAUGCUCAGAACAGCACCUAACUUCAUCAACAGGACAUAUAGGGUCCCAGCCAUAGAACUAGACACCAAACAUCUUUUUAACUUUGACUAAUUUCUUUAGCAAAGAGACUAAACACAACUCACCUACUCUCUUCCAGCAGCCGCUUGUUUGUAGCAAGACUUUAGGCCAGUCCAUUACAGACUACAGCGGGGUGACGCAGCUCAAGGAAGAACAUUUAUGAUCUUUUCUUCAUGGAAAUACAACCAGACUGAGACACUAAGGCAGAAGAACUACCGCGUCUGCCGUGAAAAUGAUUACUAUGGUGAUUAUUACUUCAAAGAAAUGAUCAUAAAUGUUCUUCCUUGAGCUGCGUCACCCCGCUGACACGGGGCCAGCGGAGGGAUGUGUCAGACAGCAACCUCCGCCAGGAACCCCAUGGCCGGCCCCUGCAACCACAAGCGACCACUGCUCCCGGUGCCGAGGGCUCCCUCAGAGGAAACACUGUGGGUCAUAAAAAUGAUAAAAGGACAAAAACAAGAAAAAACUAAAAUAUGAAUAAAACACAGACCUUAAAUAAAUCUAGGCUAACUAGAAUAAAUGAAGAUUAAACAAAUAAAUAUCAAUUAAAAGCUAAAAAGGUGGGUCUUAAACCUGCUCUUAAAAAAAAUAUCCCUUUAAGUAAGAGACAGAGGACUUGGUGGACCUAAAAAAUCAAUCUUAAAAUAAAAUACCUGUCUUAUUAUACAAAGAGAAUUAGUCCACAUCCAGGGUCAGAGCAGCUCUGAAUGUGCUGAAUUUGAACAUUUCUGUCCACUGCUUAAUUACUUAAUUAUACCAUUCAUAAAAAAUGUGAAGUAUUUAUUUCAACAAGUCCUCCAAAACAUCUUAUUUUGUUUGUUUUUUUACAGAAAUCCAGCAGCUUUUGGUGAGGAAAGAAGAGGAUCCCCCUGAGCAGCAGGAGGGGAGCCCCAGUCUGGAUCAGGAGGACCCAUCAGAACCACCACACAUUAAAGAGGAACAGGAGGAAGUGUGGAACAGCCGAGAGGGAGAGCAGCUUCAAGGAGUGGAGCAGGCUGAUAACAGCAUGUUCAUAUUCACUCCUGCUCCUGUGAAGGGUGAAGAGGAAGAUGAUGGGGAGAUACCUCAGUCCUCACAGCUUUAUGAAAUUCAUACCAAUGAAAUUAGAAACAAGACUGCAGAGUCCUCUGAAUCUGAUACUGAUGAUAGUAAUCUGGAAUCUCAGUCAGGACUUAACUCUGUCCAAAACAGUGAAGAAUCUGACAGUGAUAUCAAAAUUACUUGUGAUACAUCAGUCAGCCCCCCAGGAUUGAGCUCUGACCAGAAGAAACAACUCCUGAAACACGGUGACAGCAAAAAACGUCCAAAACCGUUCAGUUGUUCGAUUUGUAAGAAGACUUUUCCGUGGAAAGCAGCAAUGGAGAGACACAUGACAACCCACACAGGCGAGAGACCCUUCAAAUGUUCCAUCUGUGGUUCCAGAUUUACCCGGAGUUAUACUUUGAACUUACACCUGAGAGUUCACACAGGAGAGAAACCUUUCACCUGCUCCAUUUGUAACACGAGUUUCAGUCGCAGACACAAUUUGGUUUUGCACAUGAGGAGCCAUACGGGAGAGAAACCGUUUAGUUGUUCAGUUUGUGCGAAACAAUUUCCAACACAAAGAAACCUGAGAUUACACUCGGCUGUCCACACAGGAGAGAAACCAUUCAGCUGCUCAGUUUGUUGUCAAAAAUUUGCAUUACUUGGUACUCUCAAAAGACACAUGACUGUACACACAGGAGAGAAACCCUUUAACUGUUCAAUCUGUGGUCAAAGUUUUGCUACACAUGGGACUCUAAAACGACACACAAACGUCCACAAGGGAGAGAAACCAUUUAGUUGUUCAGUCUGCGGCAACAAAUUUACACAGCGUGGAACUCUGAAACGACAUAUGUCAGUGCACAUGGACGAGAAACCGUUCAGUUGCUCAGUUUGUGGUAAAAGAUUUACACAGGGUGGAACACUCAAGCGACAUAUGGUCGUCCAUAUGGAUGAGAAACCAUUUGUUUGCUCAGUUUGUGGAAAAAGAUUUGCAGAACAUGUCAGUCUGAAGGUUCACCUGAUCGCUCACUCAGAGACAAACAGCUGUCCUGGACCUUAA
Xyrichtys novacula (pearly razorfish) is the source of this 3020-nucleotide messenger RNA. NCBI's taxonomy places the organism in Eukaryota, Metazoa, Chordata, Actinopteri, Labriformes, Labridae. The record is from the annotation of a GenBank genome assembly.